CUACGAAGUCCCGUUUUAGCUUAUUCACAAGCUCACCUUCUUGACUUUGCUUGGCAGCGACUGGCAUUACACCAUUGAUCAACCUAGUAUACUAUGAGAUGAACCGGAGCAAUGUUGACCACUCAGCAGAAUCCAUGUUUUCUGUGAAGACAGCCUCGAAUUCCACUUCCUGAACCCACUCAUGUACCCGUGUCUGCACCUGGCUAUAGGUCGUUGACAAUUCUCGCAAGGACAUGUUGAUUGUUUUACGAGCCCGCACUGAAUGUCAUCUAUUCAGAUCUUCCAGGGCUCCAGCCAUGAAUUGAGCGCUUGCCAAGUCCUUGUGGGUCCUCUUUGCAGUUACCAUUGUGUCAUCUCCUCUCCGCAAGUCUUGACCUUGUCUCGCUUUUCAGGGGCGCUCAACCGCCACAGCUCUAUUCAAAACGUCGUUCGAGACAAUAUGAAGGCCUUACGUACGCGUGAAGAAUCCCUUCAUGACCUUCAACGGUGCCGGUGGCGUACUGCAGCGUCCGUAGAGAGCAUCAAGAAAAAGCUCACCCGGAUGAAUCAGACUAAGGCGUUCAUGGACCAUUUCAUGCAAGGAUAUGCGAGAUUUGGAUGCAAAAUUGCGCACGAACAGUCGACGAUCGCGGCUUUUAAACGUAAAUGCACAAAAAACUGGCUGACACUUAAGUUUAGAGGUCUUGUAGAGUGCUGUGAAAAGGGCAUGGUAUACUCUGUACACCGUGUUAAUUAUGAAGAAAUGCUACGUGGGCGGUACUCGCCCAGUCCAAGUCCAUGGGUUCGAGUCAAAUGCUCAUAUUUGUCAUUUAUGUCAGCUGGAUAGUUUCAAAGAGUGAGCGUCGUCCCAGUGAUGAAAUUUUUUCGUGCUGGUCCAGCCACUGCAGAAAAUGCAAAAUAUAACAAGGUCCAGCCAGAGAACAUGCU
Molecule: messenger RNA, 927 nt
Organism: Suillus clintonianus
Lineage: Eukaryota; Fungi; Basidiomycota; Agaricomycetes; Boletales; Suillaceae
Exons: 5
Coding region: 263-826 (187 amino acids)
Source: RefSeq, a predicted model, not a curated record